CCUGACAUAAUUCACUUCAAGAAGUGCACAAUGUCAGAACGUGGAAUUAAGUGGGCUUGUGAGUAUUGUACCUAUGAAAAUUGGCCAUCUGCAAUCAAGUGUACCAUGUGUCGUGCCCAAAGACCAAGUGGAACAAUUAUUACUGAAGAUCCAUUUAAAAGUGGUUCAAGUGAUGUUGGUAGAGACUGGGAUCCUUCUGGUACUGAAGGAGGAAGUAGCCCUUUGAUAUGUCCAGAUUCCAGUGCAAGACCAAGAGUUAAGUCUUCGUACACUGUGGAAAAUGCUAAUAAAUGGUCAUGCCAUAUGUGCACGUAUUUGAACUGGCCGAGAGCAAUCAGAUGUACCCAGUGCUUGUCCCAGCGUAGGACCAGGAGUCCCACAGAAUCUCCUCAAUCCUCAGGAUCAGGCUCAAGGCCAGUUCCUUUUUCAGUUGAUCCUUGUGAGGAGUACAAUGAUAGAAAUAAACUGAACACAAGGACACAGCAUUGGACUUGUUCUGUUUGCACAUAUGAAAACUGGGCCAAGGCUAGAAAGUGUGUUGUUUGUGAUCAUCCCAGACCUAACAACAUUGAAGCUAUAGAAUUGGCAGAGACUGAAGAGGCUUCUUCACUAAUCAAUGAACAAGACCGAACUCGGUGGAGAGGAGGGAGUUGCAGUGGCGGAAAUGGCCAGAGAAGGUCUCCUCCCAUACCUCAGCGGGACUCUGAAAUGAACAUGGAUUUUCAGAGAAUAGAAUUAGCUGGUGCUGUUGGCAGCAAAGAGGAACUUGAAGUCGACUUCAAAAAGCUAAAGCAAAUUAAAAACAGAAUGAAAAAGACUGAUUGGCUAUUCCUCAAUGCUUGUGUGGGAGUUGUGGAGGGUGAUUUAGCGGCUAUAGAAGCGUAUAAGUCAUCAGGGGGAGACAUUGCACGUCAACUUACUGCAGAUGAAGUCCGCUUACUGAACCGCCCCUCGGCCUUUGAUGUUGGGUACACUCUGGUACAUCUGGCGAUACGUUUUCAAAGGCAGGAUAUGCUAGCAAUACUGCUUACGGAGGUGUCUCAGCAUGCAGCCAAGUGCAUCCCAGCAAUGGUGUGUCCCGAGCUGACAGAACAAAUCCGGCGUGAGAUUGCGGCCUCCCUCCAUCAGCGAAAGGGUGAUUUUGCCUGCUACUUUCUAACAGACCUUGUUACGUUCACAUUACCUGCAGACAUUGAAGACUUGCCUCCCACAGUACAAGAAAAAUUAUUUGAUGAAGUGCUUGACAGGGAUGUUCAGAAAGAGUUAGAAGAAGAAUCUCCAAUUAUAAACUGGUCCUUGGAAUUGGCUACUCGCUUGGACAGUCGACUCUAUGCACUUUGGAAUCGGACUGCAGGGGACUGCUUGUUGGACUCAGUGCUGCAGGCCACAUGGGGCAUCUAUGACAAGGACUCAGUGCUUCGGAAAGCCCUCCAUGACAGCCUCCACGACUGUUCACACUGGUUUUACACGCGUUGGAAAGAGUGGGAGUCGUGGUAUUCACAGAGCUUUGGUUUACAUUUUUCCCUCAGAGAAGAACAGUGGCAGGAAGAUUGGGCAUUUAUCCUCUCUCUUGCUAGUCAGCCUGGAGCAAGUUUGGAGCAGACACACAUUUUUGUACUUGCACAUAUUCUUAGACGACCAAUUAUAGUUUAUGGAGUAAAAUAUUAUAAGAGUUUCCGGGGAGAAACGUUAGGAUAUACCCGUUUUCAAGGUGUGUAUUUGCCUCUGCUCUGGGAACAGAGUUUCUGUUGGAAAAGCCCCAUUGCUCUGGGCUACACGCGGGGCCACUUCUCGGCCCUGGUUGCCAUGGAGAAUGACGGCUAUGGCAAUCGAGGCGCUGGUGCUAACUUGAACACAGAUGAUGAUGUGACCGUCACUUUUUUACCUUUGGUUGAUAGUGAGAGGAAGCUAUUACACAUACAUUUUCUUUCUGCUCAAGAGCUCGGCAACGAGGAGCAGCAAGAGAAGCUGCUCCGCGAGUGGCUGGACUGCUGUGUGACGGAGGGCGGCGUGCUUGUUGCCAUGCAGAAGAGCUCUCGCCGGCGGAACCACCCCUUGGUCACGCAGAUGGUGGAGAAGUGGCUUGACCGCUACCGACAGAUCCGCCCCUGCACGUCCCUGUCGGACGGAGAGGAAGACGAAGACGAGGAGGACGAGUGAUGCGGUCGGCGGCCGGGGAGUGAACUAUCCACGCCAAGGGAUUGGUGAAUGCCCCAAGCUUGGGGUCGAGCCGCCGUGCGAGCGGUCAGUCACUACGGGAUGAACUAGUGGCGGCCAGCAGACCGACCCCUGCUGCCGUCCGUCCCAGGGAUUUUCUGAUCCAGACACCAUGGAGAGAACAGAAGUGCUCAGCUGCUGUGCGAACAGAGAACUCUGCUUGGACUACAGUUUGUAAAAAGCUAAUUUUAUUAUCAAGACAGAACAUUUUGUUUUUUUCCUUUCAAAUUGUAAAUCUGUCUAUAAAUGUACCGCAUGUGGUUGUGUAAUAGGAAAAGUUGUACCAGCAUCUUCAAAUGAUCGAGAAAUUUCUGUUCAGUAAGGGCACUUACAAAGCACACAGUAGAGGAAGUUGUUCCUUUUAUGGUAGAAUUGACAUUCUACGUCACUUUUUAAACAUUCUGACACACUAAAAGGCCAUUUUGUGUUCUGUUCUGCUGGUGCCACAGUCAGAUAAUAGGAGGAUUUUAUUCACACAGAUUAUCCACAGCAAAACACAAAUAAGUUGAUUGGAUUUUUUUUUAAGUUCCUGCUGUGCCCAGGGUAAUAAAUAUAAAUCCUUAAGGAACUAUGGAAGAAAAGCCAAAUUCCCCAUGGACUGAACUUUAUACAAUAUCUCCCUUUCUCCAGCUUUCCAUUCUUUCAUUGUUUUCAGUUUUCUGAAGGAGACAUUUUCCCCCUCCUCCCCCACCCCCCUUUCAGUCUACACAGUACUUAUUUAUUUGUUUGGAAUAGUGACCUAAAAUUAGGGUUCUUAUUCCAAAUGUUUGGGAAAGCCCCAUCAUUGAAUUGGCUCAUCCCUGAACAUUAGGCAAGCACUUGGGAAAUAGCCAGUCCAAUGAUGGGCUGCGGUCCAUUGUGUACCCAAUGAAUUGUGUGAGGUUUUUGCUAACUCAGACUCAGUGGAGGAUUUCAUGCCUCUCUGAUCGGCACUGUAAAAUGCACAGCAGAGCGUUUUUUAAGCUACCCUGAUUCUUCCUGUCUUUUACCCUCUGGGGCUCUAAGGUAAACCUGUUGGAAACGGGGCAUGCCUUUGUCUAGGCAGGUGGGGACACUGUUGGCAGUUGAGAAUAAAGAUUUUUAAAAGAG
Molecule: messenger RNA, 3306 nt
Organism: Gracilinanus agilis (Agile Gracile Mouse Opossum)
Lineage: Eukaryota; Metazoa; Chordata; Mammalia; Didelphimorphia; Didelphidae
Gene: ZRANB1
Product: zinc finger RANBP2-type containing 1
Exons: 9
Coding region: 31-2160 (709 amino acids)
Biological process (GO): protein deubiquitination involved in ubiquitin-dependent protein catabolic process; cell migration; positive regulation of Wnt signaling pathway
Cellular component (GO): cytoplasm; nucleus
Molecular function (GO): cysteine-type deubiquitinase activity; K63-linked polyubiquitin modification-dependent protein binding
Source: RefSeq, a predicted model, not a curated record